AUGAAGCCAAUUAACAUUAUGAGUCUGGUGAACAUCAAGUGUGAAAAAAGGCAGCGCGGGGAGGCUGAGCGGGCUGGAGAGAGCUUCGCAAAGACAGCUGCCCGUUGGCGCGGCUCCGCCAAGGCCCGCGGCUGCCCCGACGCCGGCAGCUGCCGCCGCGCCGUUCCAGCCCGUUCGGCCGCCGCCGCCUCAGCCGCCGCUUCCGCCGCCGCCUGCAGCGCCCAGCCCGGGCCCGGCAUGUUCUACUUCCACUGUCCCCCGCCGCUGGAGGCGGGCCUUUCUCCCGGCUCAGGUGCCACGGCCUUCGGCGGGCCCUCCACGGCGGACUUCGAGGACGGCUUUCUCCGUCGGAAGCAGCGUCGGAACCGGACCACCUUCACGCUCCAGCAGCUGGAGGCGCUGGAGGCAGUGUUCGCCCAGACUCACUACCCGGACGUCUUCACCAGGGAAGAGCUGGCCAUGAAGAUCAACCUGACCGAGGCCCGCGUGCAGGUCUGGUUCCAGAACAGAAGAGCUAAAUGGAGGAAAACAGAGAGAGGAUCUUCUGAUCAAGAAGGUUCUAAGGAGGCUGUGACAGAACUGACACCCCCUGGAAGAAAUUUAAGCUCCCCCUCCCCCGUUGAUCAACCUAGGAAUAAGAAAGAGAGCCUGGACCUUCAGCAGAGCCUCAGCAGAGCAGUUGGUCCUUCUGGAUCUUUCUUCCCUUCCUGUCUACCAGGGGCCCUCCUCAACUCAGCGACGUAUGCCCAAGCCUUGUCACAAGUGGCCUCCCUCAAAGGUGGCCCCUUGUGCUCCUGCUGCGUCCCUGACCACGUGGGCCUCUCCUUCCUCCCCACCUAUGGCUGUCAGAGCAAUCGCACGGCUAGCGUGGCAGCCCUGCGCAUGAAGGCCCGGGAGCACUCGGAAGCAGUCCUGCAGUCUGCCAACCUUCUGGCCCCUGGUGGCAGCCCCAGCCCCAGCCCGGCCUCUGGGCCGAAGUCAGCCUCUGAGAAUGUCUUGGACAACAAGCCCCCUUUGACCAUGGAGCACAAGGAAAGCGAGAAGAGUGUUUGAGAGCCCACCGUCCAGGCCAUGGGGAUCCCUCGCGCCCUCCAAAGCCAAAUGAAGUCCAGCUCCUCAGGGGAAGACUCAGUCGCUGCAAAUUAGCAAGACGUGGGCGCUCACUUGUUUUGGCCAUCUCUGAUCGGUAGCUUCCCUCCCCUCAGGUUCCUUACCGUUCUCACUAAAUCUGUCGGCACCUUCUGCCAUUAGCUCGUCUGAAAGAGGAAUUAGAUCAGGGGAUCUUCCCUGUGGAGGAAGACAGAAGGACGUUUUCCAACGCCUCCUCUUCAUGUAGCGCCCGGGAGCCUCUUCAUUAAGGAAAACUGCAUAGAAACACGCUGGCAUUUCACAUGGCAGAACCUGAGAUUAUGAGGACAUUAUAAGCAUGGUUUAGGAGGCUUGGAUGUGCUGAUUGACCCAGGCACUUGGGCAAUGAUCUGUAAUGUGCAGAAAAGGAAGCCAAAAUCACGUACCUGCUAAUAGGCUUAGCUUUAUUAUACCAAUGAUACCGAAUUACUGUCCAGGCCCAGGAGAGAGGGAACAUACCGAAUCUGCAUUAUAGGAAUCAGAGACAGCUUCAUGAAACCAUCUCCCUUCCUUUAGAACCACAAGGGCAUCAGCCGUGGCAUCUAGUAAGGGUCCAGCUAAUGAACAUUUGGGUGAUGAUCCCAGCCCUUACAUGUAUAGUGUAAUCUUUCUGAAAGAUUUUAUGGGUACAGGGACAUUUUUUUUAAGCUUGCAUCAUUUGGAAAAACAAACACCUUAGGCCAGACUGUAAAUUAUAUCUAAUUUUGGGUCAUUGGCAGUGCAAUUCCGUAAACAUCUUUUCAGAAAUAAGUUUCACUGAAUUCGGUGGAGUUUCCUUCUAGGUAAGUGGCUAUAGGAUUAUAAUCAAAAGUGUUUUGCACAUGAAUCAGUUCUCGGAUCACCUCUUUGACGAAGAGGCCUUGCUUUGCUUUCUUAGUCUGUGUGCUUCCCGUAUCAAGAACCCUUUUUCAAUUUAUUCUGAUUCUUGCUGCAGCAAACUGUAAAUUUCACAGUAACGUAUCUGUUCUGUCUCGAGAUAUAUACAGCAAAUACUGUAUAUUCUUGCUUUGACAACUGAGAGGCUUAAGACAAAAACAUCCUUCUUGUCUGCAGAGGAAGAAAAGCCACUGGAACAAUCACCUUCAACCAAAGUUUGAUUCAUGAUUGUAAUUAAUUAGAUCCUGUGGUGUUGCAAUUUUUCUAGAUCAGAUCCUGCAUUGUCCCGAUUCCUCUCUGGAAGUCUUCUGAAACCACACACCCUUUUUGUAGGAGUCAUCCAUUAAUGUGAAGGCGUGCCUUCUCUUCCGCCCUGGCAAGGACUGGCGGGUGUUUGGAGCAGCUCCCCCGGGGCCUGUGCCUCUGCCUAUGGCGGCUUAACACCACAGCUCCCCAUCGCAGAUACACCCGGCACCCUUCUAACUCCCGUGGCUGGUUGCGGUGCCAGAAGCGAAAGUAGGCCUCAUUGAACUAAAAUGGCCCUGAAUAUAUGAGCCAGAGAUGAAGAGACUCUAUAAAUAACAGAGAUGUUUCCCCAACUGACAGGAUACCUGCAUUUCUUCAAAUAGUUUGGUGACUGGGAGAAUGUAUGAAUAUGUAGCAAUCACGUGCCCAGAGCCUUUCUCCAGAACAAGGCAGAAGCGUCGUUCUGAGCUGUCUUCUUUACAAUGAUGACAAACAGCCCUGCGGUGCUGUCUUUGUCCAGAGGAAGGGAGAGGCCAGUGAUCCCGCCUACCUCCCCCUCCCCAAACUGCAAAAGGAUUGUUUAUUCUCUGUACACUUGAUCCAGAUUGACCUUUCUGUUGAUCUCUUUGAUUCAC
Messenger RNA from Crotalus tigris (Tiger rattlesnake), 2885 nucleotides. RefSeq names its product dorsal root ganglia homeobox (gene DRGX). Lineage: Eukaryota; Metazoa; Chordata; Lepidosauria; Squamata; Viperidae. The record is from RefSeq and is a predicted model, not a curated record. Gene Ontology annotation, molecular function: RNA polymerase II transcription regulatory region sequence-specific DNA binding; DNA-binding transcription factor activity, RNA polymerase II-specific. Gene Ontology annotation, biological process: regulation of transcription by RNA polymerase II. The transcript has 8 exons. Bases 1 to 1053 code for a protein of 350 amino acids.